This is a messenger RNA of Racocetra persica, 1254 nucleotides long. NCBI's taxonomy places the organism in Eukaryota, Fungi, Glomeromycota, Glomeromycetes, Diversisporales, Gigasporaceae. The record is from the annotation of a GenBank genome assembly.
AUGCAUAGCGCCGACACACAAUUCUACAAUAAGAAUGAUUAUGAAUCUGCCCGACCAGCAUUAUUGGUAUUGCUUGACGCAUAUACAAAUGCAGAACAAAAUAAUGAUCCGGAUUUUAUGGUUAUUGGUCUUAAAAAAAGAAAUGUUGCCUAUAGCACAGAUAUAGAAAAUUUUAUGGCAUUAAAAAAAGCUUACAUAGAUAAAAAAUAUUCUAAACUAAGCAAGCGUCAAUCUCCAUCUUCGACUAUAAUGUUAACCGAUGAAGGUAAAGAUGCCGCUUAUUUUGGCCUUAUUUCAAUUGGUAAUCAAAAUUUUAAUGUAACUUACGAUACUGGAUCCUUGGAUCUUUGGGUUCCGGAUAUUUCAUGCCCUACCUCUAUAUGUGGGAGUCAUAAUCGAUUUGAUCCUUCAAAAUCUUCUACAUUUCAACCAUCUAAGAACAAUUUUUCCUUACCUUACGGUAUUCCUGGUGAUAACCAAACUGUUAGUGGUUAUGAAGGUCAAGAUACUGUCAAACUUGGUGAUAUCUCAGUCACACAACAGACCGUUGGAUUAGCAGUAAUUAAUCCUUUUCAAGAUCAAAUAGAAGACGGAAUUCUUGGUCUUGGGCCUGUAAAUGUAGAAGGAUUUAAAGUGAAUGGUGUUAUGCAAUCGAUAAAAGAGCAACAUAAAUUAUCUAAAAAUAUCAUUGGAUUUCAUUUGGCAAAAGAAAGAAAAGAUUCAAGGGACGUAAGCUUUAUGACACUUGGUGGUGUUAACCAAAAAGCUGUCGUAGGUUCAAUUGAAUAUAAUACUGCAAAUGUUACUCUUGGGUAUUGGUUGAUCGCAUUAAAAGAUGUUAAGGUUGAUGGAAAUUCACUUGGUUUCAGGUCGUCAGCAUUUUCAGCUGUUAUUGAUACUGGUACUUCGUUAAUAUACGGUGUUCCUGCUAUAGUUGAUUUACUUCAUGCCAACAUUCCCGGCGCUAUGUUUUAUCAACAACAGUUUUGGGUUGUUCCAUGCGGUACAAAAUCUGUAGUUUCAUUUACAUUUGAAAGCGGUUCAUAUUCAAUCGAUCCUAGUGAACUUGUUGUGAAAACUAAUCAAUCAGAUGAAAUAUGUAUUUCAGGUAUACAACGAAAUACCGCAAACUUUUGGUUAAUUGGUGAUGUGUUUUUGACAAAUGUUUUUAGUGUAUUUGAUUUUGAUAAUUAUCAAGUUGGAUUUGCUCAAACAACUGUAAUGUAUGAUUUAAAUACUAGUGGUAGUGCAAAG